Scheffersomyces amazonensis is the source of this 2109-nucleotide messenger RNA. RefSeq lists its product as uncharacterized. The coding region runs from base 1 to 2109 and encodes 702 amino acids. Gene Ontology annotation, molecular function: ubiquitin protein ligase activity. Lineage: Eukaryota; Fungi; Ascomycota; Pichiomycetes; Serinales; Debaryomycetaceae. Gene Ontology annotation, biological process: regulation of mitochondrial fission; protein polyubiquitination. Gene Ontology annotation, cellular component: mitochondrial outer membrane. The transcript has a single exon. The record is from RefSeq and is a predicted model, not a curated record.
AUGUCUGAUAACGUUUGUUGCUUUUGUCUUGGUGGUGACACUGAUGUGCCGCCAUUUGGCAAUUUAGCCGAUGCAAAAUCGUUUGUAAAGCCUUGUUCAACAUGUUCUAUAACGGCGCAUAGUAAAUGUCUUGUGGAUUGGUUUAAUUCAUUACCAUCGGAUAAACUUCAAAUUAUUAAUGUGGAAUCUCAUAAACAAUUUGAUGAAUGGCAGAGUCGAAGAUCAGGCACUGGUGAUGCUUCAAAUGAUACUUUAUAUGAAAAUGGUGCUCCAAUUAAUAAUAUGAAUAAUAAUAUUAAUAAUAUGAAUAAUAUGAAUAAUAUGAAUAAUACUAAUAAUACUAAUAGUAAUACUAUAUAUAUAAAUUUAAGUCCUCAAGCCAUUCAACAAUGGUUAGGAAAUAUUUCUUUAAGUUUGCGAACUGAAGAAAUCGUUCCUGAGCCAAUACCUAACAAUAAUGCUAAUAUAGAUCAAAUCCCCGGUUCAUUUCCUACUGAUGACAUUAAUGAUAAUGAUAUUGAAACUGGUGAUAUUCCUCAAAUAAAUCCAUUAAAUGGUAAUGAAUCAUCAUUUGUUAUAAAGAGUCAUUCACUUAAUUUAAAUGAUUUAGGUUCUUAUUCAGUUUUAUUAAUAGCUGCCUGUCCUCAAUGUAAACAAGAUAUAAUAUUUAUUAGAAAUACUUCACAAUUUCUUUCAAUUACUUCAUCCAUAAGAAAUGCUUUAGUUAAAGGUCUUAAAUAUGGAACAAUCUUUUUAAGUUUUACUUCGGCAGUUACUGGGAUUGUAUCUAUGGGAUAUAUUGGUUUAACAACUUGUGGAUUAAAAAUGAUUGAUUGUAUAAUUCCUGGUCCAUUACUUGUACAAAUGUUAACUAAAAAUAUUAAAACUUCCAAUUCAAAUUCAAAUUUAUCAACUUUAUCACAAAUUUUAUUAGGUAAUCCUAAUGGUUAUGCAAUUGAUAAUUUAGAACAAGCAUUAAUUAAAGGAUUAAUUGAUCCACUUAAAUUUUCUAGAAUUCCUAUAUUACCUAUAGUAUUAUAUCGAUUACGUUCUUCAUCAUUUAUUAAUUGUAUAUUACAAUCUAAAUCGAAUGAUUCAAUUAAUAAUUGGUUUACAGAAUUAAUGAUUGAUGGAUAUAUUUCUUCAUUAGGUAAUCAUGAAUUAAUUCGAUCAAUUAUUAAGAAUAUUAAUUCAAUAAUUAUUGAAUUAAUUAAGAAUCCAGCUAAAACUAAAUCUACGUCUACUAAUUUAAAUUUAUUUAAGGGAAUUAAUUUCUUUUCAACUAAUAAUAUGAUAUCUAUGCUUAUUCCAAUUCGAUGGAGUUAUGAUUUAUUAUUUAGAUUUACAAUUAAUCGAUUAUUCUUUAAUAUAGCCAUGAAAAUAAGACCUCGAGAUAUUGCCAAUAGUUUAUCAUCCAAUGAAGUUGAUAAAUUAGAAAUUAUUAAUAAUCAAUUAAUUAGUUAUAAACAACAUUAUCAUAAUUCAUUAAUUAAUAAUUAUAAACAAUAUGAUAAAUAUCAUCCAUAUAAAAUCCCCAUUAUUUCUUCAAUUCAUCGAUAUUUAACUACUAGAUAUAAAAUUUUUAAUUGGAAUACUGCCAUUAAUUCAAUUAAAUGUCAUUUAAUUUCAAAUUAUUAUAAUACUUUAGUAUGUUUUAAGAAUGAUUAUUCUCAAACCUUAUCGCAAAAAUCAUUUUCAAUUAAUUUAAUAACUACACUUUUAUGGCCCUAUGUUAGUUCUCAAGUGGGGGUGGUUAUUUAUAAGUAUAUUCUUAAUCGAUUUAAUUUAUCUUCAUUAAGUGAUGAAAAGGUCUUAUUAUUAAGUAAUCUUAUUGGGAUGGUUUCUGUAGUGGUGGCUAAGGAUUUAUAUAAAGUAUAUGUGUGUUGGAAGAAGGCGUAUCAGAUAUCAGGUAUGUCACUCUUAACUAUUCAUAAGCCUAAUGAUAGCAAUAGCAACAACAAUAGCAAUACCAACAAUAGCAAUACCAACAACAAUAACAGUAAUGGUAAUGAUAAUGAUAGUGAUGAUUUUUAUUAUGACUACAAUUACAAUUCCUAUGAUAAUGAUACAGAGGUGGAAUUAGAAGAUAGUGAAUCAUUGUAUAUUUAG